Molecule: messenger RNA, 1170 nt
Organism: Ambispora leptoticha
Lineage: Eukaryota; Fungi; Glomeromycota; Glomeromycetes; Archaeosporales; Ambisporaceae
Source: the annotation of a GenBank genome assembly
AUGGAAAAUCCUACUUAUUAUCAAGUCUUGGAGGUUUCGCCAAGCGCCUCAUACGAUGAAAUAAAGAAAGCAUACAGAAGAUUAGCACUGAGAUACCAUCCCGACAAGAACAAACAGAUUAGCAAUGAACUCGGAAGUAAAGCCAUAAAUAGCCGGUUUGUCCUCAUCCAUGAAGCUUACAGUACCCUAAGUAAUCCAGAAAGUCGUAAUCGAUACGAUAUUCAACGUCGUCGUGGUGGCAGCGAUUAUGGUAGACAACGACAUGAGUUUACUUCACAACAAGAGUUUGAAGAGUAUCGUAAAAUGCAACUUAUUUAUAAGCUGUAUCGGGAGCUAAUGGCGAAUAAAGAACGUCUGACAGAGUUGUGGGCAACUUAUACGAAAUUUGCAGCACAAUAUGGAUGGCUUCCGAAUAAUGAUGACGAAGAGGUUAAUAAACCUUUUAUCUAUGCAUAUGAGAAAGAGAUAACUGAAAUCAUGUCAAGCAUUCUUCUAGAGUCUGAUGAUUUAUUUGUGGCUGGUGGCAUAGAUAAUAGUCAAGAUGAUGUUGAGGAUGAUGUAACACUUAAAUAUAUCCAAGAGGAUGAUAUUAUGCAAAUCCUGGAUACACCACAUUGGAUUCUAAUUGACAAAGAGACCUUAAUCACAAAUUACCAAAUGUGUGAAUUCACUUUUUCACAUCAGCUACUUCUGUUUGCUGUGACCAAGAUUGUGUCUCCGUUAAUGAUGGCUGUUGAAGAAAGCGUCGUGGUAUUGAUGCUCGUAAAAAAGCUACAAUUGAAAGUAAUAGAAUAUUUGCAACAAAUUAAUCAACUAUUAGAGGAACACGGGGAAACUGCGCUUCCACCUAUCGUGGGAAAAAUCAAAGAUGGACAACAUAUUAUACGACAAGCCGAGAUACUUUCAAAGCAUCCCAUCAUAGCUAAGAUGGAUAAGGGGCGAUUUGGGCAAAAUACUCAUCCUCUAAUCGGAGCGGCCGCUCUCUUCGGACCACCAAUUGCUGGAUACUCUUUUUAUUGGUCAAUUGUUGCGAUUUCAUUGGUGAGCGCGAUUAGUGUGCGUUCUAAUAAAGGAGAUCUAGAGAGUUUUCGACAAUUUCUCGAGUUAUUUGAUACUAUAACCUCAUUGUUGAUGCGUAACUUAGAAGAUAAGAAAACAAACGAACAUUAG